AUGCUUGGAGCUCCUAUUAACAUAAAGAAAUGGAUUGAAGAAAACGGACAUUUGUUACAACCACCGGUGAACAAUUACUGUCUUCACCGUGGUGGAUUUACGGUGAUGUUAGUUGGAGGUCCCAAUGAACGUACAGAUUACCAUGUGAACCAAACUCCCGAAUAUUUCCACCAGUUAAAGGGGAAAAUGUGUUUACGAGUAGUUGAUCCUGAUGUUCCAAUUGGAGAUGAGAGUAGAUUUAAGGACAUCAUUAUUGAAGAAGGUGAUUCAUUUUUAUUACCUGGAAAUGUACCCCAUAAUCCUGUGAGAUUCGCAGAUACUUUAGGACUUGUGGUUGAACAAGACAGACCUACUGGGACCAAUGAUAAGAUCAGAUGGUAUUGUCGUGAAUGUAAAGAUAUCGUACAUGAAGUUGAAUUCUAUUGCCACGAUUUAGGAACUCAAGUUAAAGACGCUAUAGUUGCAUUUGAUGGUGAUAUGGAUGCAAGAACUUGUGAUAAGUGUGGAACAUUGAAUUAUUCCAGACCACAGUAA
Lizanozyma spartinae is the source of this 534-nucleotide messenger RNA. It is a transcript of the gene BNA1, whose product is annotated as 3-hydroxyanthranilate 3,4-dioxygenase. NCBI's taxonomy places the organism in Eukaryota, Fungi, Ascomycota, Pichiomycetes, Serinales, Debaryomycetaceae. Gene Ontology annotation, cellular component: cytoplasm. The transcript has a single exon. The record is from RefSeq and is a predicted model, not a curated record. Gene Ontology annotation, biological process: 'de novo' NAD+ biosynthetic process from L-tryptophan; quinolinate metabolic process. The coding region runs from base 1 to 534 and encodes 177 amino acids. Gene Ontology annotation, molecular function: 3-hydroxyanthranilate 3,4-dioxygenase activity; iron ion binding.